Molecule: messenger RNA, 927 nt
Organism: Alnus glutinosa
Lineage: Eukaryota; Viridiplantae; Streptophyta; Magnoliopsida; Fagales; Betulaceae
Product: putative UPF0481 protein At3g02645
Exons: 1
Coding region: 1-927 (308 amino acids)
Source: RefSeq, a predicted model, not a curated record
AUGCAGAUGGGUUUCUGCAAAGAUCUAUCACCCAUCAAGUACAUUAAUUACCAACAUUUUAGAGAAGAAUGUUUUGAGAGAGCUCAUUUGCUAGACCUUCUCUACCACAUGGUUGCACCAAAGCUGCAACUUGUACCUGAUUGUGAGCAGGAGGAGCCAAAAGCGGACGAAGAGAUUGGCUGGUUUAAAAAGGCCUUGAAAUCAUUCUUGGCAGCACUACUUUAUAUUAACUUGGCACCACUCCGCCUUCUCAAUAAACUAUUCAAAUCAAAGGCAGUCAUGCUUUUAGUUACACUGCCAGUUACAAUCAUCUCAUAUGUUUUUCAUCUUAAAAACAAAGGUGAUAUAAACAGUCUAAUAUCAUCGGUAGGGAGUAUGGCCGAAGAGGUGGAAAGUGCAUCUCAUGAGAUGAAAGACGAAAGUCCUUUGGUCGAAGAGAUUGCAAUCCCAAGUGUGACACAACUCCAUAAAAUUGGUGUCAAAUUUCAUCCAACAAAGGGAGGCUUGGGAUCUAUCAAUUUCGACAAGUCUUGUGGUAUAUUUUACCUUCCGGUUAUUCAUUUGGAUGAUAACUCGGAAGUUGUGCUGAGGAACCUCGUGGCCUAUGAGGCAUGUAUUUCACCGGAGGUGAUGGUUUUUACACGAUACAUGGAAUUGAUGAAUGGAAUAAUUAAUACGGAGGAAGAUGUGAGAAUUCUUCGAGAGGCAGGGAUCAUCUUGAACCACCUUAAAAGCGAUAAAGAAGUGGCAGCGCUCUGGAAUGGCAUGACGAAGUCUGUGAGGGUAACGAAAGUUCCAAUUCUCGACAAGGCCAUUAAAGGUGCAAAUACUUAUUAUUCGGAGAGUUGGAAGGCCAGGAUGAAUGUGGUCAUGAAAAAGUAUAUAUGUGGUUCAUGGCCAUACCUUACGCACGUUUUUAGCUGUUAA